AUCUUAGUGACUCUUCUGAAUCAAAAAUCCAAAGGCAGCAUUGAACUAAAAGGGAAGGAGCCCGAAUACUACCCUAAGAUCUUUGCAAACUACCUCGAUGAACAAGAAGAUGUAGACACCAUUGUCCGGGGCAUUCGUCUCUAUAUGAAGUUCUUAAGUACGGAAACUUUUAAGAAGCAUGAAGGUCAUUACAUAAAACUUCCACUAUCAGAGUGCGAUAGAUUGGAGUACGAUUCCGAUAAUUACUGGGAGUGCUACACAAGACAUAUGGCUACAACUCUCUAUCAUCCUACUGGAACAGCCAAGAUGGGCCCGGAAUUUGAUAAAGAUGCUGUCGUUGAUCCCCGACUUAGGGUUAAAGGUAUCAAAGGACUGCGAGUUGUGGAUGCUAGCAUUAUGCCAGAUAUUGUUUCCAGUAACACGAAUGCUCCAACGAUCAUGAUUGGUGAGAAGGGAGCUGAUCUAAUCAAGGAAGACUGGAAGUAUGACAUCAAGCAUGAAGAAUUGUAAAAUUCUCACAAUAAUGUACCAAUUUUCCUUUCUUAAAAACUAUGUCACGUUAUCAAUUUAACAGCUAAUACUCUUGUCUUAAACUCAACAUUAGAAAUUAAGAAGAUUUUCUUGUCAAUCACUCAAUCAUGGACGAUAAGAUAAUGAAUAAAUAAAAUAAGAAAUCCCCAAAAAUGUGCACAGAAGCAGUGCCCUCAGUAUUUAUUCAACUGUCUUCAGAGGCGGUAAAAAAGUUUUCACAUAUCUUGGUUGCGAAGCUUUGUGCUUCAAUUCUUUCGAUAUCUCUGCCAACUUGGGCGUGAUUAUGGAGAUCGCACCGUACCCCUGCAAUUCAUCCCAAGUGGGUGCACUAACUAUUCUCACGAGUGUGCUUGUUCAUCAACUUUUCCAAGCUCAAUGCACUUUCAAACCUCCCUCAAUGGAAAAGAGAGAUGUUGGAGAUAUUUUUCUUGAAAAAGGAUUCCUUGACGAUUACGAUUUUAUUGUUGUUGGAGCUGGAUCAGCAGGAUCUGUUGUUGCUGGACGCCUAAGUGAAAACCCACAAUGGAAAAUUCUACUUUUAGAAGCAGGUGGAGAUCCUCCAAUGGAAUCUGAGAUACCGGGUCUUGCUUUCGGCGUAUUGCAAGACGAAUACAAUUGGCAGUACUACGCGGAGAAAUCAGAUAGUGUGGGAUUAGCCUAUCCCAAAGGCAUCUACUGGCCACGUGGAAAACUUCUUGGAGGCUGCAGUAGUAUCAACAUGAUGGUUUACGUCCGUGGAAAUCGUCAUGAUUACGAUGAAUGGGAGAAGAUGGGCAAUACAGGAUGGAAGUACAAAGAUGUUUUGAGAUAUUUCAAAAGAUCUCAAGACAAUAGGCACCGGGAUCUCUUUGAGAUGUCAGGGAGUGAUUUUCACGCACUAGGAGGCCCCCUAAAAACCGAAACAUUCUACAGUGCUUCCGAUACAAUGAGAAAUGUGAUUAUGAAUGGAGCACAAGAGAUUGGCUACAAGAAGAAUGAAGACAUUAAUGGUGCUGAUCAAAUGGGUUGGGGAGCUACCACUGGAACUAUUGAGAAAGGUCAGAGGUGUAGUACUGCAAGAGCAUUUCUGAAGCCAGCAGAGAAUCGAACAAAUCUCCAUGUAAUCCGUAAUGCUCAAGUUACGAAAGUACUUCUCAGUGAUCAGGGAGAAGCUGAAGGAGUGGAAUUUCUGUACAAAAAUAAAACGUUCCAAAGCAAGUCUUCACGGGAGAUCAUCCUAUCAGCUGGUGCAGUGAAUACCCCUCAAAUCCUUAUGCAUUCGGGAAUUGGUCCAGCAAAACAUCUCGAAUCAUUGGGAAUAGAAGUCAAGAAGGAUCUCUCUGUUGGACUUAAUCUUCAGGAUCACAUCUUUGUGCCAUACUUCCUGAAAUUCCACACUUCAGAACGCUUUGAUGCCGCUGCUGCGGAAAGAGAAAUGGCUGAUAAUAUCUUUCUCUACUUUCUCCACAAAAUUGGACCAUUUUCAGGCAUUGGUUUGACUGAUAUCAUGGGCUUUAUAAAUACACAGAAUGAUACGAGCUCCGUGCCUGAUGUUCAGAUUCUUAAUAUUCACUUCCUGAGAGGAUUACCGAUCUUUGAACAAUUUUUGAAGAAAUAUGGAUUCAGUCAGGAUAUCGAGAAGUCUCUCUUGAAUGAGUACAAAACGGGAGAUAUUCUAAUUCAUGGCAUCGUUCUAAUGAGACAAAAAGUCCCUGGAAAGAUUGAACUGCGAAGCAAAGAUCCAUUGGAAUACCCUAAGAUCACAGCAAAUUAUUUAGAGGAUCAAAGUGAAGUGGAGACAGUUAUUAGAGCUAUAAGGAUUUUACAGAAAAUGUCUCAGACUGCCUCCUAUCGAAAGCAUGAAGCUCAAGAAGUUAAGGUGAAAUUACCAAAUUGUGAUAUCUUGGAAAAAGACUCAGAUGCCUAUUGGGAGUGCUACAUUCGCUACAUGACCACAUCUACCUUCCAUGCAGUUGGAACUGCAAAGAUGGGACCUGACUCAGAUCCUCAAGCUGUUGUUGAUCCUGAACUCAAAGUCAGAGGCAUCAAGGGGCUUCGUGUUGCGGACGCUAGCAUCAUGCCAAUUAUCCCGAGUGGAAACACAAACGCACCUACAAUAAUGAUUGGUGAGAAAGCUGCUGAUAUGAUCGGGUCUCAUUGGAAAAAGAUUGACAAAGAAGCUAAGAAGAAAGACGAAUUGUAAUGCAAUUGACUCAAAUAAAGCUUCCCAGACUUUUGCUGCAA
Molecule: messenger RNA, 2754 nt
Organism: Lutzomyia longipalpis
Lineage: Eukaryota; Metazoa; Arthropoda; Insecta; Diptera; Psychodidae
Product: glucose dehydrogenase [FAD, quinone]-like
Exons: 4
Coding region: 815-2713 (632 amino acids)
Molecular function (GO): ecdysone oxidase activity; flavin adenine dinucleotide binding
Source: RefSeq, a predicted model, not a curated record